CUGGCUAUUGCAUUUGAUUGCACUAUAUCCUUUUUUUUAGACCCAUAUAUUCUUGCACUUGCUUGCAUUAUCUUGAACUAAUUUUAGUGCAGUUCUAGUGCAGCCCCAAGUCAACUAAAAAGAACAAAUCACAUAUCUAUCACAGAUAAUCCUUGAUUUAAAGAACGUAGCUUUUGCUAUUAUUUUGGAUAUACACAGUAUAUAUUAUAGUCAUUUAUAGGUUAUUUUUAUCGUGCGUUUUGUCCGAAAAAUUUUUUAUGUGAUGUCGCCGAUAUAAUUUUUAAUAAUCGUUUAAUUUAUCAGAUUUAAUAAAAAUUCUUAAACUAUAAUUAUGACUAAAUUGUCAUCGAUUAUUGAACAAAGUGGGCGAUUGCAAUUACGGCGUAUAAACACGACUGUUGCAAAAGAAAAACAAACACCAUCCGAAUAUUGUUUGCAAUUAGUUAGGAAAAAUGAUUAUGAGAACUUUCUGUGUACAUUAUUACUUCCGCAUAGUAUUAAAUCGGCGGCAUUUGCUAUACGCGCCUUUAAUGUCGAAGUGGCUCAAGUGGAGGAUCAAGUGAGCGACAAUAAGAUAGGAGCUAUGCGAUUGCAAUUUUGGACAGAUGCACUAAAUAAUAUUUAUAACAAUGAACCACCUAGAAGCCCUGUAUCGCUGGAAUUACACAGGAUUCUUCAGCGACACAAGCUUUCUAAACAUUAUUUCAAACGCUUGAUCGACGCUCGUUUAAAUAAAUUAAGUAAUUCGAUAUUUGUGGAUUUGGAAUCGCUCGAAAAGUAUUGCGAUUAUACAUCAUCGUCGAUAUAUUUCCUACUCCUGGAGGCAUAUGGUACGGCAAACGUCAACGCUGAUCAUGUGGCCAGUCAUUUCGGCAAAGCGCAUGGUUUAAUUACUUCGAUACGGUCUGUACCGUAUAACGCUCGUAAACGAGUUAUGAUAUUGCCACAGGAUAUUUUAUUGAAGAACAGCGUCUCCUCAGAAUCCGUCUUUCAGGGACAGCCAAGCGCUGGACUUAAAGAAGCAGUAUUCGAAGUCGCGUCUUGCGCCAAACAACAUCUAAACGUGGUAGCGUCACUUAAAAAGACAAUGGAGAAAGAUUUUAACACGAUAUUUCUACCAGUAGUUUGUAUAGAAAAUUAUUUAGAGGAACUGCGAAAAGUCGACUUUGAUGUUUUCCAUCCGACUUUACAGAGAAGAAAGGGUUUUCUUCCAUUACAAUUACUUUGGAGAAAGUUAUGGUCUUAAUAAUUAAAGAUUGAUAUUUUUUUCCUAUAUACCGGAGCAGUGUUCCGAGUUGGAUUAUUAUAUCAAUUGGACAAAAUACUUAUUGGCCAGUUGAAAAUGAGGUUUUGAUUGGUUAAUCCUGAUUACCUAGUUCCUAUAUUAGAUUUUAAGUUAACUUAGGCGAUCUAAAUGGUUAUGUCCAAUCGCACUUCAUCUAAAUAAAUCUUUUCCAUCCAUAUAUCUUUCACCACUCAAUAUUAAUUUAAUUUUUUACAAAAAAUAUACUAAAAUUAUGUGAUAUGUUUAACGCACACGUAUAUAUGAA
Cataglyphis hispanica is the source of this 1550-nucleotide messenger RNA. RefSeq names its product NADH dehydrogenase (ubiquinone) complex I, assembly factor 6 (gene sicily). Gene Ontology annotation, cellular component: mitochondrion. Lineage: Eukaryota; Metazoa; Arthropoda; Insecta; Hymenoptera; Formicidae. The record is from RefSeq and is a predicted model, not a curated record. Gene Ontology annotation, biological process: mitochondrial respiratory chain complex I assembly; biosynthetic process. The transcript has 5 exons. The coding region runs from base 332 to 1246 and encodes 304 amino acids.